Molecule: messenger RNA, 2522 nt
Organism: Homarus americanus (American lobster)
Lineage: Eukaryota; Metazoa; Arthropoda; Malacostraca; Decapoda; Nephropidae
Product: glycine-rich cell wall structural protein 1.8-like
Exons: 2
Coding region: 14-2362 (782 amino acids)
Source: RefSeq, a predicted model, not a curated record
UCACAGCUGCGCCAUGAACGUCUUCCUGAUCGCCGCGGGGCUGGUUCUCCUGCUGGACAACAUCCACGGGGAACUUGCUCCUGGAACGUCUAAGAAGGUUUCUGGCGGAUCUUUCUCUCUUGGCUCAGUGACGGAGAAGACCAAGAGCCCGGUCAGAGGCAAGCAAGGAGGUGGAGGACUUGGAGGCGUUCAUUUUGUUGGCGGUCAUUUAGGCAGUCAUGAAAAUGGUGGAUUUGUAGGAGGUCAUGGAAACAGUAGAUUUGUAGGAAGUCAUAGAAAUGGUGGCUUAGUAGGCAGUCAUGAAAAUGGUGGAUUUAUAAGCGUUCGUGGAAACGGUGGAUUUCAACCAUUUCAUGGAAAUGGUGGAUUUGUAAGCGAUCAUGGAAACAGUAGAUUUGUAGGAAGUCAUAGAAAUGGUGGCUUAGUAGGCAGUCAUGAAAAUGGUGGAUUUGUAAGCGUUCGUGGAAACGGUGGAUUUCAACCAUUUCAUGGAAAUGGUGGAUUUGUAGGCGGUCAUGGAAACGGUAGAUUUGUAGGCAGUCAUAGAAAUGGUGGACUUGGUGACAGACUUGAAGGUAUUGCACAUUUUGGAUCUACCGAAAUUGGUCAUGGUGGACCCAUUCGGCAUGUUGUGGGACAUGGUAUUGGUGGACCCAAAGGUGGAGGUAAGGGAGGCUCCAUUUUUCUAGAUGCAAACAUUGGCGAAGGCAAGGGCCGACCCAUUGGUCAUGGUUCUGGGGGACCCAUUAGUCAUGGUGGAGUAUUUAGUUUGAGUGGAUCUAAUGGUGGAGGUAGACCUACCAGCCACGGUGGACCUGUUGUAGUACUUAGGGAUGGAGCCAUUAGUCAGAGUGGUCCCUUUAGUCAUACUUCGGGUGGACACACUGGUGUUGGAGGGGGCGGCGUUGUCAGAGGAGUAAGCGGUGGUUUUAAUCUUGGUCAUGGUGGUCCAUUCAAAGUUGACCAUCCCGGAGGAGUGCUGGUUGAGCUCACUGGACCAGUUGGUGGAGGACACAGUGGUUUUGGAUCCGUCGGAGAGAGUCAUGUGUCAGUCACCAAAGGGCAUGGCAGACCUACAGUAGGCAUCUCAGGUGACGGCGGACCUGUUGGAUCCUUUGCGGGAGGGCACGCCGUUACCACAGGACAUCGUGGACCUGCUGGAUUUGUAUUUGGAGGAGGACCUACUGGAACCAUUGGAGGAGGACAUGUCAAUACUGUGACUAGGACUAAAGAGCAUCGAGGACCGACAGUAGGCAUCCCUAGAGGCGUGGGACCACUUGGCGCAGUCGGAGUAGGGGAUCGUGGAGGACUGGCCAUCACACAAGGACAUCGCGGGCCUGCUAGUUUUGGAUCUGCUGACAAAAAGCCCACUGGAGGGCAAGGUGUCUUUAGAGUACACAGUGGACCUGUGGGAGGAGGACAAGCCGAUGCUGGUGACUUCUUCGGAGGAGGGCGUGACGUUCCUGGCAUUAGAUACAUCGGUCCAUCUUUCGAUGUUGGAGGUGAGCACCGACGACCUGGACGUGUGGUAACCGUUGACAGAGAACACAUUGGUCCUAUUAAGAGCUUCUCUGGGAGAGGUCACAGUGUAGGUGUCGGAGGAGGUGGUUUUGGAACUCCUAGGGUUACUGCAGACGCUGGCACUCACUUCAGCACUCACAUUGGCCACGGUGGUGCUGGAGAUAAUGUAGUUGUUGCUGGAGGGAGAGGAGGUCAUAUUGCAGCCCAUAGAGGUGAGCACAGAAAUGCUUUAGCCGUCAAUAGUGUCUCUGGAGGAGGGGGUCACUCAGUAGCCCACGGAGAUGGAAUAGAUGUGUCUGGAGCUCCUCUUGGUAGAAGCAUUCAACACAAUGAUCCAACUGGUGAUGUCUUUGGUGGAAGUCAGACAGAUGGCUUUGAUAUCAUCCUCGGCCAAGGAAGAUACAUCGGUUCUAUUGAGCCGGGUGCGGACACUCUUAACCAAGCUUUAAUGAUGCAAGUCUUCCACGGUAGCGAUGCCGAACUUGGACACAUAAGCUCUGACGAGGUUGACAUCGGUUCUCUCGGAGUUCAAAAAGAUAGACCACACAGUAACCCCAAAGAUUCAGUAUCAUUAUCCAUCGGAGGCAGAAGUUCCGGUGAAAAGGGACAUGGGAGAGGCUCUGGACAUGGAGAUUCUUUAGAAGCUACCAGUUUAGUGUCCGGACUCGGAAGAGACUACAUCCUUCCUGCAGGGGGUCAUGAUGGUGGAGGAGCGACAUCUACAAUUAACGUCAGCUUCGGCGAGGCUCCCGGCAGUGGUUUCAUCAGUCGCGUUGGGUCAGGAGCUGCUGAUCAUGUUGUAGCUUCAGGUAAAAGCAAAAAAGACUUCUCCAGACACUAAUUGUCCCAAGCCAAUAGACUGUACAAACAUGAGUAUACAGAACGAUUUAUACGAGUUUAUAAUGUGAUAUAUGCUGAUGACGUGUGUGUAUUUUGUGUGUUUUUGGGGGGGUGGGAUUAUUCUUACAUGUUUAUAUUGAAAUAAAUGUUUAUUUUACGUA